UCGCCCGGUUUGGUUUUGCCCCUCCGGCCUGUGUCGUGCGCUCUUCGGGCCUCGUUGCGUCGGGAUGAGCUGCGCUCUUUCUCCAUGGAGACCAAGCGCCCUGAGAUUCCCGGCAGCGUCUUGGACGACCUGUGCAGUCGAUUUAUUUUGCACAUCCCAAGUGAAGAACGAGACAAUGCAAUUCGAGUCUGUUUUCAGAUUGAGCUUGCCCAUUGGUUUUACCUGGAUUUCUACAUGCAGAACACACCAGGAUUACCUCAGUGUGGGAUAAGAGAUUUUGCUAAAGCUGUUUUCAGCCAUUGCCCUUUUUUACUUCCUCAAGGCGAAGAUGUGCAGAAGGUUUUAGACGAAUGGAAAGAGUACAAAAUGGGAGUGCCAACUUAUGGUGCAAUCAUUCUUGAUGAGACCCUUGAAAAUGUGCUACUUGUUCAGGGUUAUUUAGCAAAAUCUGGCUGGGGUUUUCCAAAAGGAAAAGUGAAUAAAGAGGAAGCUCCUCAUGACUGUGCUGCCAGAGAGGUAUUUGAAGAAACCGGUUUUGAUAUAAAAGAUUUUAUUAAUAAAGAUGACUAUAUUGAAUUAAGAAUCAAUGAUCAGCUAGCACGAUUGUAUAUCAUCCCGGGCAUUCCAAAGGACACAAAAUUUAAUCCUAAAACAAGAAGAGAGAUUCGGAACAUUGAAUGGUUUUCAAUUGAUAAAUUGCCUUGCCAUAGAAAUGACAUGACACCGAAGUCAAAACUAGGUUUGGCACCUAACAAGUUUUUUAUGACCAUUCCCUUCAUCAGACCUUUAAGAGACUGGCUUUCUCGACGGUAUGGAGACUCUUCAGAUAGUGACAAUGGGUUCUCAUCCGCUAGUAGCAGCACACCACCUAAAUCCAGUAUAGAAAAACAGAGAUCCAAACUCCAUUAUAGUCAGCAGGUGUUUGCAGAUACACCCGUGGGAGACCAAUCAACAAGGCAGAGGCAAUUACAGCAACAAAAGCCAUAUAACAAUCAUUUGGAUAUGCCUGAAGCUUUAAAACUAAAGAAUGCACGAGGCAAUGGCAAAAAGCAGUAUCAAGAUAUUCCCAAUCAAAAAAAGAGAACAAAUGGAGUUCAGAAUCAGCCAGCCAAACAGAACCAAACUUUGGUAAGAUGCACAAAGAAAUGUGAAAAGAAGCACCCAAAGAAGCUUCAAGAUAAUUUUGAAACAGAAACAGCAUAUGAUUUGUGCUGUCUCAGUGAAGACCAGCAACUAGAACGUGGACAGUCGGUGUCAUGCAAUGGUCAUUGCAAGCUCUCUUUCUCCUCACGUGCUUUUCUGAGCUUCAAGUUUGACCAUGAUGCGAUCAUGAAAAAUUUUGAUCUCUGAAGCUUGGUUAUUUGCACAAGCUGGCUAGAGUCCUGACACAGAGCAAUUGAGUGGGUUUUUUAAAUCCAGCUUUUACAUUUUCUCAGGUUUUAAAGCAAUGCAGGGACCUAGUGGUGGACUGGAAGGUUUUGUUCUCAUUGUAAUAUGGGAAUAGCACCAAAUAGUGUUGCACUUUAAAUGCAGUCUAGCUUUUACCUGCAAAAAUGCUUUCCAGUAUAUCAUUUAGUAGUUCCUAGCUAUGCAUUAGUGGGCAUUUUAAACUCAUUUGUUGUGUGUCUAGAUUUUGGAGGAGUAUUUUACCCUUGCCCCGUGUUAACCUUUUACACAUUUAAAUUGCUCUGAUGUAUGAUAAUGGUUUUAUUUGUGAUACUUUGCGGUACAGCUGCUGAAAACACAUACAGAUUUUCUGAAGAAAACAAUAUUCUGUACUGAGCAAGGAGCUAGGUAUUUUAUGAUUCAGAAUGUUGAAACCUUUUGUUCUGAGAGAAUCGUUCUGCUUGGGAUCUUAUAUCAUUCAAAUCAAUUUAUUUUCCACAUCUUCAUUGUUGCACUGUAUUGGAACUUUUUUAAAAUAUAGGCAUGAUUUAAAAUUGUAUUACUAGUGUGAUAUUUUAUCUUACUUUCUGUUCAGUAGUUCCAUUGUUUCAGCUCCAGUGAGAAGAUGAUGGUGAUAUUGGAAUGUGUCUAAUAUAACUUUUACUGUUCCCCAUGUGUGAAAUGUCUAAAACUGUCUCCAACCAGAAUUGCAGGUAUUUUGAAAAAUAAAAUAUGAAAAUGUAUGUUUAGGGAGAUAAUUGUAACAGAUAGAACAAAUUAGUUUUGGAAGUAGUACAAAGAAAAAAACAUUGUAUGAAACUACGUGGCUUAUAGCUUCUGUGGGAUCCAAACUAAGGAAAAAAUACUCUAGCCCAGGGGUGUCAAACUCAGGCCCUGGGGGCCAGAUACGGCCUGCAGGGUGCUUUGAUCUGGCCCACUAGGCCGCUCUGGAAACAGUGAAGAAUUGGCCCGCGGUGCCUCUGCCAGCAAAAACGGAGCUCGGGAGGGCUGCGGGCAGCCCUCCCAAGCUCCAUUUUUGCUGGUAGAGGAUUGCAAGAGGCUGUCGCAGCUGAAAACGGAGUUUGGGAGUGCUUGGGCCACCACAGGUGCCCCCGAUAAGCUGGCCACGCCCACCCCAGCCCCACAAGGUCAAACACAAUCCUGAUGUGGCCCUCAAUGAAAUUGAGUUUAAGACCCCUGCUCUAGCCAGUCUCAAAGCCCUAUUAGUUAUACUGCCUAUGGCAGAAGUUUCAUGGAUGGUCUGAGGAGGCUUUCUAGUCUAAUGGAACUGUAGAGUUUAAAAUCUCCUAAAAGUAGUACAAGAGGGAAUUAACUAUACCAGCUUCACGUUGGCAGAACAGACAACCUGAAUCAGGAAAAAGGAGCAUCAUUGAAUCCAUUUUAUCCAAAAUUGGUUCUUCCCUCCCCCCUCAGAACACCAUAUGUUGAGACUGUGCAUUUACUGGCUAUAGAAACACCACCAGUUAACUCAGAAGGGUUUCCACAGUAAUGGAAUUGUUGGCAAAAGGGCACCCCCACCCUAGGCUAAUCCCUUCCUUCAAACAACCACAAGGGCUUUUGUUUGUACUGCUCACUAGGUUUCUAUCAUUUUAUUUCAGUAUUUUGGUCUGACUUAAAAUUGAGUUUGAUUUCAGAGUAAUAGCUCAAAAACACUUUGUGCUACUUCACUGAAAAUAUGGAACGGAAUAGCAACAAGCAAUAAAACCUGAACUUAUAGUCCUAGCCCAAAAUGCACUGAUGGAAUGUGUGUACAUACGGAUUGUAUAAAAACUGCUAUUGAAUUUUGUUUCCUCAGUGCUCUAGCCUUACUGUGACAGUUUGGAUUCACAGUAUUCACUGAGGUUUCUGAAAUUUAACUAGAAUAGGCUUGAAAGCCCAUUUGCAUGCAAAAUUCCUGCAAUAUACAGCUUCCCUUGUUAAAGGAUCAUACACUGAAAUUGAUAUAUAACUAUCGUAUCGUAAGCCUCUUCUUCAUAACAGCAAAAUAGGUGCAGAUUAAUUCCCAAGUAAGUUCAGUUUUCUUUAUUGAUCAUUUUGCAAAUAAUUGAAUUACAGACUAACCUAGUGGCUAUAUGCCUGCUUACUGCAUCCAGCAUUUAUUCAUAACAUGAAGUUAAUUGGAUAUCUGUUAAAAGUAAUAUAGUUGACAAACUGGUGACAAAGAUGCCAUAUUCUUUUGUUUAAUCUUCAUCUGUGAAAAUAAUUUUUUGGUCAGUAUUUAAUGCAGGUUGACUCUUGUAGUAAUAAAAGUGCCUAAUUUGCUAACUUCUCAAUCACUGAAAAUUGGAUUUUCAGGCUGCUAGUGCCAAUAUUCUUCUGAUGUGUACCUUGAGUUCCAGGAAUGUUACUGUUUUAUGCUGCUUCCUUUGUGUGGUGCCAUUAAUAAGGAACUUUGGCACAGUUACGUAUAUUUUGAAUAUGAGGUGCUUAAGUGAAAUUCUAGCAAUGUGAGAUUAAUUUUCCUAGGUAAAGUAACUUUUCUAGGGCACACAUUUCUUUCCUUUUGAAUAUAGAAAAUGUUUUCUGUUUUGCAGAUAAUAAUUUCUUAAGAGAAUCCAGUGUCUGACUACUACUUUAUUGAGGGCUUCCUAGAGACUCUAAGACUAAUUUUGGUUAUUAACCUAGCCUUAUACAGGUGGCAAAUUAACAUACAUGUGCAAUAAUUAUCACUUUUACCAGAUAUUGUACAUGGCUGUAUUCUUUAAUUUGACCUUAUCAUGUCUUAAAGUAUGGACAAUAAUAUAAUAGUUCCUGGGUGCCCUGCACUGUGAACGUUUCAGAUUGUUUACCUCUUCAGUUAGUAAUUAUGUUUUUAUUUUUUGCAAAGAGCUUAAAUAUUAUACUCACAUAUUCUAAAAUGCAGGCAUAUGGUUUUCUUAGGUUUCUAUAUAUCAGUGAAGAAAAGACAAUUCAUUGGCUGUAACUGAUUUUUGGUUCUCUAAUGGGGCAUUUUAAAGGAUGAAAAAUAAAUGAUCUGUGAAUGAGUCUGAACUCAUCUCCAUAAAAAAAAAAUACUGUUUGACUGUUGGAUUCUGCACUGCUGUUUAGCAGAGGGCAUGGCAAUUAGUAAUUUGUCACUUAAUUGAAUUAUUAAGUAUGUCCACUUGAAUCUUGUUUUUAUAGCAGACUUAACUUGAUCUUAAAUCAAGUUAAGUCUGCUAUAAAAACAUAGACUGUAAAAUCAUCUUUGGGGAGUAUUUCUAUGUGUAUUCUUAGUAAAGGUUUUGUUUUGUUCUUAACCUUUGUCUAUUCUGUUAGGGAUAUAUUUUGUGUGGCAUGAAGUUUCGUAUCUUUCUUUAGAUGCUUCUGAAAUGUUCAGAGAAAACAGAUUGAAAGAAAUAUUCCCGCUUCAAUUGUUCUUCAUUUUUUUCCUGGAUUUAUAGGCUAAAUUUACGCAGAAUUUUAAUAGAUUUGUUUUACAAUUGUGCAUGUUUGUUUCAAUUUAAACUUAGAUUUUGUUUCCAAGGCUGUCCAAUAUAUAAUGUAUCUAUCACACUGUCAAGUUAUGUAUUAAUAUAACCUUUUACCCAGUUUUUGCUUAUUAUCACAAAGUAGCAAGUGCUGAAUGAGUUAAUGAAUAUGUGCUUAAAGCAGCUUUUGACAUUUUUAAUCUAGAGGUGAUGGAUAAUGUAAGUGCCUCUCUUUGGUUUUUCAUUGCUGCCUGCCUGAAAUUGAUCAAUGACAUUCUUUCUGUCUGGUAGCAGUGUUGCCUCAGAUGCUAUUUUAAAUUUCAGAUCAAACAUUUUGUGAGCUUUUUCUGGUUAGAUGUGUAGAUUUUGAUUUUUCUAUGCUAGUUCAAGUGUGUGGAACAUGGAUAUUUUUGUAGCUAUUAAUCAUGAAGCACUCAGUUCAGAUGUUCUGCUCCUGCUUUCUUAUAUUUGAAUUCUUACACGUAUGUUUAAUCAUGUGCACUGUGAAGGCUUCCUUACAGGAAAGCUGCCUAUUACUAAAACCGAAAUGCGGUAUUCUUUUUCCAGAAGCAGGAAUUUGACUUAAACUGCUACUAUAUGCUGAAAACACUGAUGGAUGCAAAAUAUCCCCAAUGCUUAUAUUCAGUAUACAUUUCAUUAGUUCCUCCAAGUAUGUUUGUCAGAAACGAUGCAAGAAGAUCCCAUUUUUCUUACCUGGUUCUUAAUGGGUUUUGAAGUACACAUCCAGCUUUUAGUAUCACCAGAGAAUCAGUCUUUUCCUUCAGCGAUCAGGAUUCAUCUUUCACUUGUUCCGUAUGUUCAAGGAGAUUUUGGACUUUCCUUAAGCAACAAUAUCGCAUAUUAGAUGGCAGUCAUUUUUUAAACCAAGGGAUGUUUCCAAAGUAAUUUUUUAUGUGAAAAAAAUUUCUAAUGCAGUUUUGUAUGUGUGUGUGGGGGGUGGAGGUGGAUGAAAAUACUGCUGGACACAUACAAGCUUUUUGGUGUGAUAAAAGUAAUUAUUAUUUGGUUAAGAAACAUCAUAAAUGAGAACUAAAACGAACCUGUAAGUUUAGAAAAAUAAACUGCAUUUUGGAGUCCUGUUUUGAAAUGAGUUUUUCUGAAGUUGUUUUGUUAAUGUAAUUUAAUGUUGUGUAAAAAAUAGCUUUUUGCAACAUAUUGUAAAAUGUUGUAAAAUCAUUUUUUCUAUUGGUAAGUCAGUUAAGUAGUCCAGUGUCGUAAAAUGAAUAUUCAGUAUGCAUUGUGGCUUAUUUCUAGAAAAUGUAAAAAUCUUUCUAUAAUGGCAGAUAUAUCAGUGGAAAUAUAAAUUUGAUGUCCAAAUUAGUUUUUUUAAAAUCAUAGUUUAUUCUUUAAAGAUCAAUCUUAAUUCAUGGUAGUGAGUGGUCUCUCAAACAUGCUAAGGUGUUUUUGUUUUUAAAUAAAGCAAUUGUUAAUAUUCACUGUUAUAUCAUAUAAAAGAAUAACACUGCAAUAGUAAUAGCUUGUUUUUGAUGAGAUGGCAAUUAAAAUUAUAACCGAAAAUGCAGUAGUAGUGGGUAAUAAGAACCCAUUUGGGAAUUUGGAUUAUUAUUUCACAGUAAUCUAAUAUUUUUGGUUUAAAUAUCUUUAGACCUAUGGAAGAUUUGAGGCAAUGGACACUGCAGAUUUUUGCAAUCAUUAAUUUUUGUUGUUUUACCAUUUUUAACAGCAAGAAAGUUUGGUCCUGACCAAAAUGAGGAACAGGGGGGUUGGUUAGCAGAGUAUUUCUUCUAUUAUAUGUUAGAGGAUAGAAUUUUUUUCCAUUUAUAUUUUUAAAAUAAAGCAAGAUUGUCUUUGAAAUAUAAUCAGAUGCCAAGUAUCUAAUGUGUAUGGUUUUGUAUGUUCACCAAGAUAAUUUGUAUUUUGAAAAGAAACAACUAUAAGAAUGGGACUUGUGGUAACAAAUAAUUUGAAAUACUAUGUUUCUGAACUGCAAGACUGUAGUACGUUGCUUGGACUUUAUAACUGACAUAUUGCAUAGAAGCUGCAACUAACAUUUACAUACAUUAACAUAUAUUAAAUGAUAGCAGUAUUUAAAUUGUAAACCAUCCUUCUCAAGCAUCUUGCCCUCUAGGUUGCAAUGCCAUCAGUGUCUUUAUUACUUCCUGGAUCUUCUUAUAUGUUUUCCAUUUAUAUUUUUAAAAUAAAUCAAAAUCGUCUUUAAAAUAUAAUCAGAUGCCAAGUAUCUAAUGUGUAUGGUUUUGUGUGUUCACCAAGAUGUAUUUUGAAAAGAAACAACUAUAAUGUUACUACAUUUAGCUGAACUUGCUCAGAAAUUUCCUGGAUUAUUUUCUGAAUAAUUUUCCUGGAUAACUUUCUUAUUCUUGAUUGCAGGAUGCCUUUCUGCUCAACAGGAAGAUAGCAUAUUUUGCAAUAAAGAUAUACAAUGGAA
Molecule: messenger RNA, 7245 nt
Organism: Pantherophis guttatus
Lineage: Eukaryota; Metazoa; Chordata; Lepidosauria; Squamata; Colubridae
Gene: DCP2
Product: decapping mRNA 2
Biological process (GO): deadenylation-dependent decapping of nuclear-transcribed mRNA; nuclear-transcribed mRNA catabolic process, nonsense-mediated decay
Cellular component (GO): cytoplasm; P-body
Molecular function (GO): manganese ion binding; RNA binding; 5'-(N(7)-methylguanosine 5'-triphospho)-[mRNA] hydrolase activity
Source: RefSeq, a predicted model, not a curated record